UAAGUCACACUUUGUCGUAGGUUGAAUAGGUUUGGGGCAUGUGUGGCUAGCAGGCUGAUUUCUUUCGACAAAUCUCCCCUACAGCCAAUGUUUCUCGUUUUAACAACUGCUUUGGAUCAUAUUAAGCUCAAAUAGGUAUUUUUGAGAGAUUUAAGCAGGAUUGUAAGCCUAAGGGCUUCAUAAUUUCUACCGAAUGAUUGCAACAUCAGCUAGGAAUGCAUCACAUCAGCUGGAUGAAUCAAACAUGAGGGACAUGCAACAUACAAGGUCUAGCAAUAUGUCUCCUCCAAGGAAAAGCCCCAGUAAACAACAUGAAGUAAAUAAUGAAUUUAAGUCAGUUGAACAACAGUAUUCCACAGACUCUGAAAACAUGAUAAAGAGUGAAGAUUCUGGUGUUCCAAGUGAGGAGUGUGUUACAAUGUCCACAUCCCCUCAUAAUGAUAUGGAAGAUGAGGAUACUGAAGAAAUGAAUAGUUCCUCCUCACAAUGUUCUUGUCGGAUGUGGACGUGUAGCCAGUGCAACAAGACAUUCAAUUCGGCCCGUGCGCUCAAGAUCCACGAGGUGAAACAGCACGAAAAUAUGCCUAAGCAAUACCUCAAGUGUUCCCAUUGUGACGAGGUGUUUGAACACGGCAAUCUGCUGCAGAUCCACAUGAAGGUUCAUCAUAACAUCAAGGUACGUUGUCCUCAGUGUAAGGACGUCUUUGACCACCCCAAGGCCCUGUCAAAGCACGUCAAGGCACAUAAUACUGAACCAGUAUGUCCUGUUUGUGGACUCAAGUUUGAUCAUGACAAGCUCCUUAAAUUACACAUGGAGUAUUAUCACAAGGUUUCCAAGAGAGAAACCGCGACUUUACCCGCCGAGCAGCUUGAAGUACAAACAUUUCAGCCGUUGGCAAAUCUUAUUUCACCCGAUUCCAAAAGGAGGAGUGAAUCGCCUGAGAGAAGACGAGUAAAUGGCAGUUCACUGUCACCAAAUGAUAUACAUCAUAGAGAAGCAACACCAAGUCCAGGAAGGGAAGAGAAUUUAAGAGAAGCAUUCCAUGAGAUGAAAGGCGAUGAUAGAAACUCAAGACAUACGAGCCAGUCUCCACAAGAAGUAAACAUUUCAAACCAAGAGUUUAAACGAAGGGAAAUGAUUUCUCGCAGUCAGGGUUAUGACAGUAUGUAUCAUCAUAGGCUGUUAGCACCGAUCCAUAACAGGGGACCUAUGUAUUAUCAUUCCUUGGAUGAUAAAUCCCGGGUGCCUUCUCCGUUCGGGCUGAUGCCUUUUCAGCCACCGGGGCUGCAGAGACGUCUCGAGAAGAGACCGUUAGGUCGGAGCCACAGCUUGCCUUUGAAGAAAGAGGCAGCUUACCACGACAUGCCACCUGUUGCCCCGUGGCAGUGGGCGGAAGCCAACCCUAUGAUGUACGGCCCAGUGCCUAGAGAAAAAAGGAUUGAUCGGGCUGUCUUGGAAGCUGUGCGCAAUAAUCUAAAGGCCAAGCUAAGGACAGUUGAAGYAACAUUGUUCGGGGAAGAAGAAGAUCUACAUCAUCCACUGAGCUCUACUUUAGCUGAAUACUACGAACAACAGGGGCCCCUUAGCAGCAGGGAGGAACUAUCAAGGCAAUACAGGCCAAGCGUCAUCACUCCUAGGAGUACAUUCGAUAGCUUUGCCGCCUUCAAACGAAAACCAAGCCCAAACGACCUCGAACCACAAGAGAAGAAGAUGUUUCGGUACGAGGAAAGGGAGGUGAUGCAGGACAGCAUGGAGAGUCCUGGUUUAAGCCCAUCUCACAAAGCUAGCGCGAUUCCUUUCAUUCCUGAGAUGCGACCAAGAUUUUACGAUCCCAUCACGCAGUCGAUGUGCGGUCGACCAUUCAACACGAGAGACGAUUCAUCGAUCUUAAGAAGAAGUGACGAUUUGAAUUUUGGUGACCAAGCUAAGAUCUUCAUCAAACGAGGCGCGCCAAGAUGCAACCGCUGUCAACAAACCUUCUCGUCCAAGAUGGAGUACCUCCACCACUUGAUAUCACAUCGAGAAAAGGAUGGCUUGGCUGACGAGAGUCCCGAAGAGAUGGAGUUUAUUGAAGGCGUCAGGCGUACUAUGAAUUUAAAGAGUUUCGCUAUGGAGGGUCGUCAUCGAACAAGCUCAAACACUACUCCAGAAGGUUCUCUUUCACCGAAGGGAGAGGAACCCAGAGGGUCCCAGAAAGCUGGUGGUGAUGAUGAUGAAGCUGAUAAUACAGAAAAAAAGGCGAAAGCUAAGAAAUCCCCAGGAGAGCAGCCGUCUCCAUUGGCGUCACAAAGUGAAGAAGAUAACCUUUCCUUGGGUACAGCUACCUGCUCGGAAUGCAAAGAUGUUUUUGCUGACUCCAUGUCGUGUCGUAUGCACAUCGAGAAGCGACACAUGAAGCCGCGCUGCCGUGAAUGCGGUCUUACGUUUGAUCACAAGAAUCUCUUAAAGAUCCACAUGGAUUGCUACCACAGCACUUUGGACGUUCUACAGUGCUACUAUUGUGGCAUGUCGUUCAAACAACGAAGUAAGUUUCUGGAUCACCUCACGUCCCAUGAAACCCAGGAUAUAAACAAGGAUAAAUUAGGCGAGCAUGGGAACGAGUCAACCGAACCUGGAGGACGCCGUCGAUGGGGACGCCUCGUGGCGUCUGCACAACUGCCUUCUGAAAAACCUGAUCCAGGAAAUAAAGAGCGCAUUCCUUCGAGGAGUGACUUUCUUGAAACGCGUGAAACUUCGUUGUUCAAAAGCAAUGGCAAAACCAAGUUAAGGAAGGCAGUCUCGCUGUCAACGUAUACUGACAUGAUCAACAGAAACAAGAGAAGAGCGUCGGAUUUCCUCCGUGAUUCGCGCGCUAAGGGAGACGAGGUGAUUGGAAGAGAAACAAGAACCCGCAUCUUUCUUCCUAAUUUUGAAGACAGAAAGAUAGAAGAUGUUUCAAGGUUUCAUUCUGCUCACUCAACAGACAAGGAGUUGGCUUCACCUCUGAUAGCGAGGCAACGCCCUUCGCAGGACGAUACCGAGCAGUUGUUCCUGAAAAGAAGAGCUUUCCAAAGCAGAAACGACGACGAGGCACGCGCAUUUUGGUCAGCAGAAAGACCUCCAUUCCCUGCACACAGCUUGGAAGAAAACCAAGAUCACAUCGGUAGCUACGACGGCAAGAAAGACGAGUUACGACGGCUACAACAACAAAGUAUUCCUGCCGAAGGAAACAUGAGAAACCAACACAUGCCUUUGUUUAGAAAAGCGUUCGUCCGAGACGAGGUAGAGACGCUUUAUCAACUCAGGCAUAAAAAAUCUUUACAUAAUCCUGAAGGGAAAGACAGAGAUUCCCCUCCACCCGAGCCUCCCGAUCACAGAAGUGACCUUGUCAAGAUCGAAAGAAUCGAACUGAAUCCCAUCGCUAUGCAGCAUAAGCCAGUUGAACGACAACAGCCUGGAUUACGACCGAACUAUGAUAGUGAACGAAGGGGCGAGGUUAUUUCAUCUAAGGAACGCUGUCGUAAUGUUCCUGAACAAGAGUCGUAUUCCAGUAUAGUUCAUUCAGGGAGUAGUCCCAAGAGCUACCAUGAAGAAGCUGCCACCUCUGUCGUCCCUCCUCCUCCUCUUAUUGACAUAAGAAGCAUCUCGCAGACCUCGUCUCCUUUGAACGUAUGUUCUGCCGUAUCUGCAGACUCCAGCCCUACUUCGAGUAGAUCGAACUCUCCUCUGCCCGUUACCAAGAGCCACGACCCUAAAAGUAACAAAGGAAAAUUCGACUUGGAAGCAAGUAACUCUGCUGUAGUAGAACCCAUUGAUAAUUCAAGUACGAUGAAGGACGUAAAAGGAAAGCGCCGCAACAGCAUCAAAAAGCUGACUAAAGAAGCCUUGAUUAAUUCGUUGUCUUUAAAGCGAAGGGCAAGUGCUCCUGACUUGUACCAAAUGCAACGAAACUCRACCGAGUACCCUUCGGCCGAAAAAGCUGAAAGUCCGAAGACUGAUUCGACUGCAAGACCUGGUAGCCCUAGUGUAAGCAGCGAAGGAAGAGCAAGCCCUGUGGAAACUAAACACCACGGGUCCAGGUCACAGCAGUAUACUCCGCGCAAACAGUCGGACCGUGACGUCACUUGUACGCAAUGUGGAGUCAGUUUUGGCCACAAAAAACUGUACAAGAUUCAUUUGGACUCGUAUCACGGGAAGCCACAAAACCAUGAAUGUUUGCAGUGUGGAAGCAAGGAUUUUCGAGACAAGGAUGAGUUUCUGAAACACUUAAUGGCACACCAAACAAAAGACAAAAGGAAGGGCGACGAGGAGGAGGAAGAAAGAAAGACCCUCGUAGAAGAUGGGGAAGGAUUUGAAAAUAGCAGGAGCCCGGGUGAAAUGAGAGAUGAGAAUCUAGAAAUAGCACCAAAAGCAAAGAUACCUAGGAUGGAUACUCUAUACGAGAAGAAUAAAAACAUGGAAGAUGUUGAUCCUUAUCUUUCAGAAGUCAUAGUUAACAACGCGUCUAAAAAUGAAAAUGAUUUGAAUGAUGAGAGUGGGCGACAGUCAACAAGGGUGAACAGCAACGCGAAAGACGUGGAUGACAAAGGAACGACCUGUUUGACGUGUGGCAAGACAUUCGAGAACGGGAAACAGUUGGAGCAGCAUUUCUCGUCACAUGCGAGCAUCAGUGAAGAUGGUCGAUUCUGUUGCGUGCUUUGUGGCAAGGCAUUCGAGACCCACCGCAAACUAGAGAUUCAUUCUCGUAGCCAUACAGGCUUUAAACCCCAUAAAUGCAAGCAGUGCGGACGGUGUUUUCCAUACUACAGUUCAUAUUACUACCAUAAGAUGACCCACACGAAGGAUCGCCCCCAUAAGUGCCCUCUGUGUGGGAAGGGCUUCAUACAGACUCGUUAUUUACGCUCCCAUUUAAGGACUCAUAAAGACGAGCAAGGGACACUAAGUGAUGAAGUCGAUAGCAUCAUUCAAAAGGUAGAAUUAAACUUGAAUGAUGAGACAGACGAAGAGAGUAUCGAUAGCCCUGGUACUGCUGAAGGCUCUCCAGCUUACCGAGCAAACGACGAGGAAGCAGAAACAGCAGAGAUCCUCUGCAGCUUUAAACGUGGUCUGAAUUGCAGCGCUCAAAACUCUGAUACAGAAUCGCCUCCUGUUUCAAACAGUUCUGUCUCUGAUUAACGUUGUUUUAAAGUGCGCAGUUAACAAAAGCUCUGUUAGUGAAUUGGUUUCGUGAUUUAUGGAGCGGAUUUGGUAUGGAUGACCAGGAAAAUGCGGGAAGUACCCCCCCCUCCCCCCCCAAAAAUUGCCCAAGAAGGCCCGCUAUCAUCCAUCAUACUUUGCGGUCGUUUUGCCUGCUUUUUACAAGUCAGAAAAAGUUUAAUUACUAAAGCUUCUGCGAUAUUCAAUUAGUUUAAAAAAAGACGGGGAAAAUAACCUUGCCACGGCACGCAAAGCAUUUUGGAUGAUAUGGUUACGUCUCACGUUAGGACUGAGCUGUCUUCCUCACAUACCAAGUCUGAUUUGAUACUCAAUGACAACGAUUUUUGACAGUCGUUUUGGUUUUAUAAAAUCUUGGUGUAAAUAAAGGAAUUGUAAAUACACUCCGUGCCCGAUCUAAAUUUUACUGUAAAACGGUAAUAAAUAAAAAAGUACAAACAUUA
Molecule: messenger RNA, 5637 nt
Organism: Actinia tenebrosa (Australian red waratah sea anemone)
Lineage: Eukaryota; Metazoa; Cnidaria; Anthozoa; Actiniaria; Actiniidae
Source: RefSeq, a predicted model, not a curated record